Molecule: messenger RNA, 1955 nt
Organism: Actinia tenebrosa (Australian red waratah sea anemone)
Lineage: Eukaryota; Metazoa; Cnidaria; Anthozoa; Actiniaria; Actiniidae
Source: RefSeq, a predicted model, not a curated record
UAUAGACACCACAAAGUACCUUAACUCUCUACUGAUCUAAAUAUUCUAUCUAACUAGUAGAUAACAUAAAAUAACUGCUCACAAGUCAAGAGAGAACGUCAGUGUUGACGAAGGAGGUAUCUAACCUAGAACUAAUGUACUAGAAUCGCAUAUUUGAACGACGUAGAACACGGCGACAAUCCAGAGCGAUGCAGAGAACUUAACAACCGUUGUAUAAAGAGUUACUGAUGUGCUCGGAGAGCGAGUCGUUCUAUUCCGUUUUCACUUGAUGGAGGAAAGCUCUGAAAAGUUUUGAGUGGCAUAGAACUCUUUGGUCUUUUGAGAUUUAAGAAAGAAAGUUCCACGAAAGAAAAGGAGAAUUGGCCCCCAAAACGCAUUGUCUAGAAGAAGAUACGUUGUUCCUAACUCCCUCAGUGAACCAAGGAUCAUCAUAAUAUCUGUAAGAGCUAAACACUGGAGAGUCAAACAAAGACUAAGUUAGAUCGAACUUAAGACGCCUUGAUUGAUAUCAGAAGAAACCUUCAAGUCAAAAUCGUGUGUAGUGUAUAGACGAUUUUAUCUUUGGAAAUAUUACAGUACAAAAGCAUUAUAAAAGCUUCAUAUCGACUCCAUCGCUUUAAUCAACACUUUAGGCUUUGAUCACAUUCAAAGACGACUUAGUAGAACGGAAAUAACCAUUGGUUUGUUUAGUAAAGCGUGCACUGGUGUUGAGUGCCCAUAUUUCCAUGCACGAAGAAGACAAAAAAGGUUUAAGUGUAAAAAUAAAUAAGACGAAGUCGCGCGCACUCGGCUUGUGAAAAAGAAAACUUUUGUGGCAAUAUUACUGGGACUGACUACGCAUUUUGUUUUUGCUUCUAAUUGGUUAGUCAUGAUGCGACUUAAAUCCCAGUCUCUUCCAGAGACGGAAAACACGAAGGUUGAAUUUGGUCUGGUCGCUGAAGGAAACCUCAACUCCUUGAACCCUAACAGGCUGAGUAUGCAAAGAAGCAACAGUGCGCUACCGCAAAGCAGUAAAGAAAUGAGAACUGCGGGGAAAAACGCCGAGGAGAAGAAAGCAAAAGCAGGUAAACGAUGGAAAGUACUGCGGCUUUUGACUCUCGUUGCGAAGCGAAAUAAAAAUGGCCGAAAGAGAACUGACAGUACAAAAACUAUUGACGCAAGUGAGGAUUCAUUCUCUCCUUUGAAUGACCAGGAAUUUUCUUUCGACGGAGCGAGCAGCGUUAAGGAAAUCACGAUUACAAAACCAGAGGAAGACAGAGAUCAGGAAAGUGAAAGUAACGUUAAAAGGCAGGAAUCAACUUCGAGUGAUAAAAGGAUCAUGUGGGAUGAGGAAUCAAUUGUUGAAUCACCGAGCAGAAAAAUUAGUGAAGGGCAGUACAUGAUCUCGAAUACUGCUCUGGCUACCGCAGUAGGGAAGUGGAAAGAGAGUAUUCGUCCGAAUGCCCCAGAGCUAUACGAGUCGGGAAAGGGAGUGCCCAGGCGGCUAGGGGUAUGUGAAGAGCURGAGAAGGCUGUAGUUAAUGAUGGAACGUCUCUUCAUGAACUGCGCAAAGACUUGACAGUCUAUUUGACGCUAGAUGAACUUGGAAUGCUAUGAAAACAUAACACGAUUAGCAAAACUAAAACAAAUGCCUGAGGCUAAAAACAAUGCAAAAGUGCAUGGGAAUGUUAACACACGCUUAAAAGGGGCUUAAAGAGAUGAAUCUUCAAGUAGCGAUAGUGUAUAUAGUAAACGAUGGCAUCUUGUCAACGCUCAACUCAUAUCAAACACGACAGACUUCUUGACUCCAGACAUUUUAAGUUGAGUAUAUAAUGUUGUUGUGGCCUCAAAUGGAGAAUAUUGUAUCAAGUAUAAUAGCAGGAUAUUUUAGACUGUUAUGAUUGCUUUCAGGGGAAGAUACUCAUUGCUUUCUUAAAAAGUGGAGUGGACUAAAAUAAAUCCUCAUAUAACCGAG